AUGGAUACACGACCGCCUACAGCCAGCGGUCUCCCAGAUCGCAAAUCGGCCAGGUGCCGGUUCUUUGGGUCUAGAAAGGGGUGUCGGGCUGGCAAUGAUUGCCCUUAUGCUCAUGUUGUGCCAUCUGCUGGCCCUGUGGCCGCUUCGUCAGAACGCUCAACAUCUUCUGUACAGGUCAAUGAUCCACGGCCAAGCACCCAGCAGAGUAAUGAAACUAUGCCGUUCGUGGGAAGAAAUGAGAAUGAAUCAACUACAUCCUCAGCUCAAACGUUCAAUUCCCGGCCCCAGCGUUCCACGGACAUCUUGUCUCAACCUGUGCAGCGGCCAAUCCCGCGUGCUCAGCUUGAGAACCCUAGAGAGUUCCAGAUAAACCAAAUUAGGCGUCGUUUUCAUCCGGAAGAGCGAUCUAAUGAAGAGGGAACGCAUCUGAUGUUUGAGAUGUAUCCGUCGGAUCCAGAUUUCACUUCUAGCUUGAACAGCUUGACAUGUGCAAUGCAUGUUCCUCUGGGAUAUCCAUCUCAAGGGACGCCGUCCCUAGAUAUUUUGAACAAAGACAUAGAUGCGAAGUACAAGAUGCUUAUUCAGCAAGAAUUCGAAAACAUUACCAAGACUCGUAUUUCGGACACUCUUCUAACAUGGAUGAAUGUCCUGGACAGAUCGCUGACAAAAGUAUUCUCUACACCGCAUCCAAGGGCUGGGCCGGCACCACCUGGUCCUUCGUACAAAGGACGGGGCUUAUCUUUUUCUCUGAAUGAUCAAGAGACAACAAUGAUCCAAGAAAAGGAGAAGGCUCGCCAACGUCGAAAGAGAGAGAUCACACAGCUUACUUCUCGCCUGGGCAGGGUGCCUCUGUUUUCAGAAUCUGCGGAUGGUGUCUCCUUUACCAUCCCAGUUAAUCCACUUAAGCCACAAUUACUUCCCCCGUCUCUCAAGUCCGUUAAAAAGAUUGACUUGACUGUCCCAUUGUUAUACCCGCUUGAACCUUGUUACAUCAAGUUUCCUGGCAUUGAUGACAACUCAGCCAGAGCAACGGAGGCAUCGUUUGAGAAGCAUGUCAUAGGUAAUCCAGGUGCGAGCUUGACAUCGCAUAUUAACUAUCUGUCCACAAUGCUACAUACUCUAGCAACACAGCCAGUUGAAGAUGCUGUUACAUCUUUAUCCCUGAAUGAUAAAUACGAAACUGAAGUAGGAACGCCGUCAUCAUCGACUUUGCCUCCGGACCAAUCUCAUCUCACAGAGACAAGGACUACGAUAGAUGUUCCUGAUCGGCCCCAUAUUCAGGUCAUUCCUAGGCCACCUGAAUGGAUAUUGCCCAAACAAGGUGACGAGUUUGAUAGUGAUAGUGAUGAAUCUGAUUACUCUGAACCAGAAGAAAGUGCUACUGAUGAAGAAGAUGAUGAUGAUGAUGAAAGCGGUGGUGUCAGUGUUCCACCAAUGCCACCGCCUCCUACGGGGCGGGAUGUGGCGUUGUCAUUUCCAUCAAUGGAGCUCCUGGGAAUUGAACUUCUCGAGUUGAAAACCCUACAUUUAACGCUCAAGUGUGAGCGGUGCAAGGAGUUUGUGGACAUUAAAAACAUUAAAAUUGGAGAAGAUGGGUUGAGUGUUCUUCCAAAAAGGGUCGGGUCAUGCAAGAAGUGCGGUAACAAUCUUAGUAUCGGCUUUCGCCGCGAGUUAAUGCACCCCAGCUCUAACCGUGCGGGGUAUCUUGAUCUUGAGGGAUGUCUUGUCGUUGAACUGCUUCCUAGUAAUUUUAUGCCGACAUGCUCCGAAUGCUCGACUACCUACCCCGCACCAGGAAUUGUUGCAGUUCGUGGAGAUGAUGCGUCGGCAAUCUGUCGUGAAUGUCACCAUAAGAUGAGGUUCAAAAUUCCCGAGGUCAAAUUCUUGCUUGUGAGCGCUGGAGCAGGUACCUCUCAGACUCAUGCCCGGAUGAGAAAGCCGAAAGAGAAGCUGGGGAUUGUUGCUGGACAGGAGUUACCCCGUCGUGGCCGGUGUUCCCAUUAUGGGAAGAGUUAUCGAUGGUUUAGGUAUGUGGAUAACCAUCCGGAUUCUACUCUGUACAAGAUGCAAGCCCAUGAUUACCCGGCGCAGCAUGGUUCUCCUGUUGUCUCAAGGUUUUUCCAUGCGAUAGAUGUCAUGACGCCGCCUCUGAUCAUCCAAACGAGCACGCCAACCGUAUGA
Messenger RNA from Paracoccidioides brasiliensis Pb18, 2181 nucleotides. RefSeq lists its product as uncharacterized. The coding region runs from base 1 to 2181 and encodes 726 amino acids. The record is from RefSeq and is a predicted model, not a curated record. The transcript is spliced from 9 exons. Gene Ontology annotation, molecular function: metal ion binding.